This is a messenger RNA of Enhydra lutris kenyoni (northern sea otter), 1803 nucleotides long. Its product is annotated as solute carrier family 22 member 20-like. The coding region runs from base 1 to 1803 and encodes 600 amino acids. Gene Ontology annotation, cellular component: membrane. Gene Ontology annotation, molecular function: transmembrane transporter activity. The transcript is spliced from 11 exons. Lineage: Eukaryota; Metazoa; Chordata; Mammalia; Carnivora; Mustelidae. The record is from RefSeq and is a predicted model, not a curated record. Gene Ontology annotation, biological process: transmembrane transport.
AUGGAGAAGACUGGAGAGGGCGAAGUGAUUGUUGACGGAGUAGCCAUGGGGCCGGCAGUGCUACCACGGUGCGUGUGGGCAAACACCUCCAUUGACAGCCACAGCGGAGAGUGCACCAUGGGCUUCUCGGAGCUGCUCCACACCAUCGGCGGCAUGGGGAAGUUCCAGAUCCUUCAAACUGCCCUCAUGAUGUUCCCCGCCCUCCUGAUUAGCUGUCACAGCUUUCUGCAGAACUUCACCGCCGUAACCCCAGAGCAUCACUGCCGGCCGGCCAAUUGGACCAAUGGGUCUCAUGUCCUGGGCGGUGUGGGGGAUGGGGACUUACUGAGGGUCUUCAUCCCCAUGGACGAGGAUCAGAAACCUGAGCGGUGCCUGCGGUUCUCUGAGCCCCAUUGGCAGAUCCUAAGCUUCAACGACACCUCCUCUUUAAGCUUGGACACCGAGGUCUGCCUGGACGGGUGGGUGUAUGACCAGAGUGUUGCCUCCUCCAUCGUUUCUGAGUGGGACUUGGUGUGCAAGCACAAGUCACUGAAGUCCAUUGCCCAGUCCAUAUACAUGAUGGGACAGCUGGUCGGAGCUACUGUCUUUGGCGUCUUCUCUGACAGGUGUGGACGCAAGACAGCGCUGCAGAGCGGGAUACUGCUGAUGAUCGCCACGGGCACGAGCGCCGCUUUCUCGCCCAGCUUCCUGGCCUACUGCGUGCUCAGGUUCCUCAGCGGGCUGGCCAUGACCGGCAUCAUUAUCACCAGCCUCUGCCUCGCCAUGGAGUGGACCCCGACGCAGAGGCGGACGCUGGUGAAUAUCUACACCAUGCACAUGAUCACAUUGGGCCAGGUGGUCCUCGCGGGCCUGGCCUACCUCAUCCGCCCCUGGCGCUGGCUCCAGGGCACCCUCUCUGUCGCCUAUGUGAUCAUUCUUCUGUACUCCUGGGGUCUGCUAGAAUCGGCUUGCUGGCUCAUCACCCACAACAAACUUGACAAGGCUGUGAAAAAUCUGCAGGCUGUGGCAAGAUUAAAUGGCAGAAAGGAGCAGGGGAGGAAACUCACUCCAGAGGUAGUAAGGCUCCACAUGCAGGAGGACACAGCAGCCAUCAAGGAGGCCCCAUUCCUCCUCGAUCUUUUCCGCACUCCGGGACUCCGCAGGACAACUUGCUGUAUCGCCCUGGGAUGGUUUUCCGUAGGCUUCUCCUAUUAUGGGCUGGGUUUGGAUGUGCAGAAAUUUGGGUUCAACAUCUACUGGACACAAGUGCUGUUUACAGUCGUGGAUUUCCCCAUGAAGCUGGUGACGGGCCUGAGCAUGGGCUACUUUGGCCGCCGAAUCACUGCCAUCUCUUUGCAGCUGGUGGCCGGUUGCGUGAUCCUUGUCACCGCAUUUCUUCCUCGAGACUUGAAUACCUUUAAGAUGAUCCUCUGUUUGUUUGGGAAAGGGAGCCUGGCCGGCUGUUUCAGUUGUCUCUACCUAUACACCAUGGAGCUCUUCCCAACUGAAGUCAGACAGAUGGGGAUGAGUGCUGGGAUCUUCAGCACACGCCUGGGCUCCCUCUUGUCCCCCCUGGUCUACAUCCUGGGCAACCAUAGCCCAGUGCUACAGCCGGUGAUGUUUGGCCUGGUCCCUAUCCUGGCAGCCACAACGGGCUCCUUCCUGAUAGAGACAAACAACCGGCCAUUGCUGAACACCAUCCAGGAGACAGAGAAGAGAGUGAAGAUGGCUCGUGACAAGCAAAGAAACGUCAGUGAAAAUACCACAAAGAAAGGAUUGGCCUCACUUCUCCCAGAAAAGACAAAAGUAGAAUGCACAGUGUGA